Messenger RNA from Sabethes cyaneus, 11930 nucleotides. RefSeq names its product basement membrane-specific heparan sulfate proteoglycan core protein (gene trol). The record is from RefSeq and is a predicted model, not a curated record. Gene Ontology annotation, biological process: axon guidance; dendrite self-avoidance; homophilic cell-cell adhesion. The transcript is spliced from 38 exons. Gene Ontology annotation, molecular function: cell-cell adhesion mediator activity. The coding region runs from base 528 to 11627 and encodes 3699 amino acids. Gene Ontology annotation, cellular component: plasma membrane; axon. Lineage: Eukaryota; Metazoa; Arthropoda; Insecta; Diptera; Culicidae.
AGAUUAGGUUUCAUAUGUGAUUUAACAUUUGAGUUGUGCUAUCAACAGUUGAGCCUGUCCAUCCUGUCUGUUCGCAGGCGCAGGCACGUUUUGCCGGCGCGAUGAAUUGAAUUUCAUUCCGAAACAAUGACGUUGUGAUGAACUGUUUUGUCAGAGUUUAUUUUAGUGCAGAAGCCAAUAUUAGCUUAAAUAACCAUCGGAAAAUCUAGUGUAGAGUGACUGAUAAUCUAUAUUUAACAUCGUGAUUUUGUAUCGUGUUUGCACGUAUUUUUAGCUUUUGUACAGUAAAAUUUAUCAUGUUUCCAGUUCAAAAACACGGGCUGCAUAAUUGUUCAAACGUGGUUGCGGUUGGGGAAAGAAUUGUAUCAUUUAUUGAAGAUCUGGUACAAAACUAGUGACAACAACACGCAUUGAAAAUUAGUUUGAAAUUCGGAAUUAUUCUGAGUUAUUGUUAUUAUACAACAACGAAGUAUUGUUCCAGCAAGAAUAAUUUGUCGUGAGAGAUUCAAGUUAUUGAGAAUUUAAAUAUGGGUACCGGGAACCAAAUUCUCGGUAAAAGCACACCGAUCGUAAUAUUAAUAACAUUGUGUAUAAUUGGAGUACAAUCGAUUGAUCGAAAGCAAAGCGAUGCCGAUUUAGUAUUUGAUGAUUUUAAAAUGUACUCUGUAUCGGCUACCGGCACGGAUGGAGACAAUCGGAAACUUUUACAGUCUGGUACUACGAAAACAACUAAUAACAGUGUCGAAUACAAUCUUGACGCGAAUACGGAUAUUAUCAAUUCUGAGGACAGUUCUAUGAUAGUUGAAGGUGAGGACGAAAACUGGUUAAUGCGAAGCGUUUAUAGAAUCAAGCGAAGCAUUGAAGAGUUGUUGUCCCGCAAAAGCAACCCCGUAAAGCAAUUCACUAAAAUUGGACGCAAAAAAAAAUUCCUUAAAAGAGUCAAAGUAGCAAAAGGAGAGUUAAGCGCUGAUAAUAUAUUCAAAAAGAAAUACAAGAAAGUCGAAAUGGGAAAAAAGAAUGAAAUAUCCAAUGUUUUUGAGGCCAGUAUCAAUAAACGCUUGAAACACAGAGAAGCACCUCGAUUAAGAAGACAUUUUGAUGAAUUAACGGAUGAUGAAGACUCCGAAUCUGGAUCAGGUAGACCUGAGAAUCCCGAUUAUGAAUAUAAAUUGACUCUUACCGUGUUUGAGAUUUACAAUCGGCAUUUCGAUGAUAAAGACAGUAACAGAUUCAAAAAAGUAGCAAACGAUGUUAAAGAAAAACUCGACGCUUUGCUUGCUGACUUGGAUUCAGAGGCAAAAUUUACUAGCGCAGUGCAUAAACUAGAACGUGAUCCGGAUGAUGAGCGGGAAACUUUUGUUACAUUCGAAAUCAACGUGAAUAAAAGCAUAUCUAAGCAUAUAAUCGAUCAUUAUCUUCGUGCGGCUAUCAUACAAGGUUACGAAAACUUUGAUAUGAAAGGAUACAGUCUAACUACCGAAGACUAUGCAGAACCCGAUCCAGAUAAAACAAUUGGUUUAUUCUCCGAGAAACCACCAACGACUGAACACGCAUACACGCUAUCAAUGUUAGAUAAUACAAAACCCGUUCAUACUUUAUCUUACAAUGAAGAAGAUGAAGUAAAAGUCAACGACUCAAACAAUAAAAGUAAGAAAACCACAAAAAAAAAUUUUGAGUAUCCAAGAGAAACUCAAACCAAUGCACAAGACAAAUGUCGAGGGGAUGAUAAAUUUCGGUGUGGUCAAACCAAUGUUUUUAUUUGUGAAGUUCAAAAGUGCGACGGCCAGCAGGAUUGUCCUAAUGGAGAAGAUGAAGAUCCAGUUGAUUGUUUAUACUGCACAGAUGACGAAUUCAAUUGCGAUGAAGAGAAGUGUAUUCCGAAUACCAAAGUGUGCGACAAUGAGCAUGAUUGUACCGAUGGUUCCGAUGAAGCUGGUUGUGAAACUACUAGACUACCGAUACAAGAUUGUGACAUCGACGAAUUUACAUGCGCGGAUAGCAGCUGUAUCCCUUCAGAGCAGCAAUGUGAUGGCCAACAAGAUUGUUCACAAGGAGAAGAUGAAACGGAUUGCUCUGAUGAGUGUAGCGAUACAGAAUUCGCAUGUGACGGUAUUUGCCUAGACAAAGAGGCGUAUUGCAAUGGUCUCUCUGACUGCGAUGACGGCACAGAUGAAAUCAACUGUAUAAUAUGCCAGCCCGGAGCAUUUCAUUGCAGCAGUGCAGAAUGCGUUCCGUCCAGUAAACGGUGCGAUGGAGUUAUGGAUUGUAAUGAUAAUAGCGAUGAAUUAGAUUGCAUCAUUGCUGGUGGAGGAACAUGCAAAAAUGAUCAGUGGCAGUGUGAUAAUGGCUUCUGUAUUAAUAACGACUUCCGCUGCGAUGGUCAUGUUGAUUGUACUGAUAGAUCCGAUGAGUAUAACUGUCCCGAUGCCGGCAGAUCGGACGAAACUGCAAAACUGAGCCUUCAUACAUAUCCAGAUGAACAAAUUAUAAAAGAAAGUCGUGAGGUAGUAUUCCAAUGUCGCGAUGAGGGUCCACUGCGUGCAAAAGUUAGAUGGGUCAGAGCAAAUGGAUUGCCACUUCCCCCCGGGUCAUAUGAAUCCAAUGGUCGCUUGGAAAUUCCAAAUAUUAGAUUUGAUCACAAUGGAGACUACAUUUGUGAAGCUAUUGGUUAUCCAAAAUCUACACCGGGAAGCAGUAAAAAUGUUCACCUUAUUGUGGAAAGAUAUUAUCCUGCCGAACGCCCACCCUCAGCCUGUCACAUCGCACAAGCGACAUGCAUGAAUGGGGAUUGCAUUGCAAAGUCGCAGAUAUGUGAUGGUAAUUUUGAUUGUGGUGAUGGAUCCGAUGAAACUGGCUGCAGCAAAGCACAAAACUGUGAACCCAAUGAGUUCAAAUGCCGAAAUAGGAAAUGUAUUCUUAAAACUUGGCGUUGCGAUGGUGAAUUAGAUUGCGAAGAUAGUUCCGAUGAAGAAAACUGUGCUACAUUACCACCAGAUGCAGCCUGCCAUUACGACGAGUUCCAGUGCCGAAGUGGACAGUGCAUUCCGAAAUCUUUCCAAUGUGAUUCACACCCGGAUUGCCUUGAUAAAUCUGACGAAAUCGGAUGCAUGACCCCAUCUGUUAUUCAACCACCACCUUCUACUAUGACAGUUCUUGCUGGUGGCGUACUGAAUAUUUCCUGCCGGGCAACUGGAGUUCCCAUUCCACUUAUUGUAUGGCGUCUCAACUGGGCUCAUGUGCCUGAGAAGUGUAAUUCAUUAAAUGAAAACGGUUUCGGUACACUUACGUGCAAUGAUAUGCAGCCCAUCGACUCCGGUGCAUAUUCUUGCGAAAUCAUCAACUCGAUGGGAACUCACUUUGUGUCUCCCGAUACAAUAGUGAUUGUAAACGACAACGCUACAAUUUGUCGCUCAGGUUAUUUCAAUAGUAAAGCCAAAAUCCCAGAAGAAUGUAUAAACUGUUUCUGCUUUGGUGUAUCGAAUCAUUGCAAAAGCGCUGAUCUAUAUACAUACUCUCUGCAACCUCCAGUUACUUCACUUACAAUUGUCGGUGUAGAAGGCCCAUGGACCGGCCAACGACAAAUAAAAGAGAGUGAAUUCACCAAUCAUGAUUUAGCAGUAACCAGGCAUGGUGUGCAGCUAAGAUUGGCGAAUAUUAUUCCUGGGCGACAAAUUCCCUACUAUUCUCUUCCAGCUGAAUACAAAGGAAAUCAACUUAAAUCAUAUGGCGGAUCUAUCCGUUAUCAGGUUGAAUAUGACGGGAUUGGGAAGCCUAAUAAAUCACCUGAUAUAAUAGUCAAGGGACAUAAUAUGAUUCUUCUAUAUUAUCAAAGUACUCCAUUCUACCCGGAUGAAAGAAACUCUGUAGCUGCACACUUCUUGCCCAGUGUUUGGCGCAAGCUUGAUAAUUCAUUGGCUACACGCGAAGAUAUUAUGAUGGCGUUGGCAAGUAUUGAGAGUAUCUUACUAAAAAUGUUGUAUGUGGAUGGAGUAGAACGAAAUAUUGAAUUACUAGAUAUUACAAUGGAUUCUGCUGCAAGUCACGAUUUUGGUUUAGGUUCUGCAACACUUGUGGAAGAGUGUAGAUGCCCUCCGGGAUAUAAGGGGUUAUCAUGUGAAAACUGUGACAUUGGCUACGUACGGCAAAGUAGUGGUCCCUGGUUGGGACGAUGCACUAUAAAACUACAAGACUGCCGCCCUGGUUACUAUGGCGACCCUAAUAAAGGUGUCGCAUGUCAACCUUGCCCAUGCCAUAUUCCGAAUGACAAGUCCAAAGCGGUCACUUGUUUCUUGAACAACUACAAUGUAGUAGUUUGUAAUUGCGAUAAAGGAUAUAUUGGGGACAGAUGUCAGCUAUGUGCUCCUGGCUACAUAGGAAAUCCGAUGGUAGGCGGUUGCUUGUUACCUCCCCCUUCUAACUGUAAUCCUAAAGGUACCAAGCAAAUACUUCAAAACGGUAGAUGCCUUUGCAAAACUGGAGUUACUGGAGAUUAUUGUGAUCGAUGUCAACUCGAACAUUUUUUCAUGAACGAGAAUGGUUGUGUUGAGUGCUUUUGCAUGGGCGUCUCAAGAACGUGUACUAGCACCAGUCUGAUAAAAGAUACUUUGCAAGCAAGUUUUAGCAAUGGUCAGUCAGGAUCUGGUUUUUCUCUCAUUUCUGAUUACAUAAAUCCUGCAAUAGUUGCUACCGACCUUCCAACCUCUAGCCGUGAAAUAGUAUACCGCAACUUCGGCACUAGCGACAACACAUUUUAUUGGAGAUUGCCAGCAAAAUUCUUGGGCAAUAAGCUAGGUUCCUAUGGAGGAUUUUUGAACUACACCCUACGAUAUACACCGCAUUCCUCAGGGGGUGCAUCUAGAAACAAUUCCCCAGAUGUAGUGCUUCAUAGUGGCAACAAAAUUAAGCUUCAUCAUUAUCGAACAGAAGGUUCUAUCUCACCAGCGGGGCCUAGUUCUUACAUUGUCCCCAUAUUGGAAAAACACUGGCAAAAUUAUGAAGAUGGAAACAAAGUACUUCGUCCGUACCUUUUAAUGGCCUUAGCGAAUGUGAGUGAUAUAUUUAUUAAAGCAACAUACAAUACCGUAUCCAAUGAGGCUGCACUAUCAUACGUUAGUUUAGAUAUUGCAUCGGAACAUGGAUCCGGAACGCGUGCGUGGCCUGUCGAACAAUGCCAAUGCAUACAUGGACAUAUAGGAUUAUCAUGUGAAGAUUGUGCACCCGGUUAUUAUAAAGGAGAUGGCGGUCUUUAUCUUGGGCUUUGUGAAAAGUGUGAAUGCAAUGCACAUUCUGAUGAAUGUGACCCAGUAACAGGAGUUUGUCUCAAUUGUCGUCACAAUACGCACGGCAUUAAUUGUGAGUACUGUCGGCCACCUUAUAUCGGUAAUGCUACAGGAGGAACUCCUUAUGAUUGUUUACUCUACGAACCAGAUGAUUCAUUUAAUUGUCAGCACUGCGAUCCACGUGGAUCGUUGAAUCUAUGUAAAGAUCGAUGCGAAUGUAAGCGGCUGGUGGAAGGCUAUCGCUGCGAUCAGUGCCGGGAGGGAUCCUUUGAUCUCGAUGCGCAAAAUAUUGAUGGAUGUCGUGAAUGUUUUUGCUCAGGUGUAAGUAAAGCAUGCAGCGAAUCAAGAUUUUAUCGAGAAGAUCUUCCAGUAUUAAUAACUGGAGAUGACGAUGGAUUCACACUAACCAACCGCGAAGGGCAUAUUAUAGUGACCGAAGGAUUUGCUGUUGCUCCUGAAAAAAAUGAAAUAAGUUACAAUUUUAGAGACCGCAACACAUACUACUGGAGUCUUCCCAAAAGGUUACUAGGCAAUCAAAUCCUGUCAUAUGGAGCAAAUUUAACUUUAACUCAGAAUUCAGUGGGAAUGGAACCUAAUCCUGAUCAAGACAUUAUUUUAAUUGGAAAUGGUCUUAGACUUUUUUGGUCAAGACCGCAUUAUGAAAACGGGAUAUAUUCAGUUCCCUUGUUGGAAAGUUAUUGGACAACUAUAACUCCGAAGGACCUACAUCAAACAAGUCGAAGUGAUCUUAUGACUACACUAUCUAUGUUGGAUCAUAUAUUAAUUAGAGCUACAGUACGUGAUUACACAACAAAAUCAUCAAUAAGUGAUAUUGUUUUGGGAACCGCUGUAAAUAUGUAUACUGAUUAUGGACAAGCAACUGAAAUUGAGAUGUGCCAUUGCCCACCAGGGCAUCGUGGUACCAGCUGUGAAGAAUGUACCGAAUUGUAUUAUAAGGAUGUGUUUGACAGAUCGGGUUCCAUUGCUGGUCUUUGUAAACCAUGUCCAUGUGAUAACGCUGAAUCAUGUAAGAUCAAUGGCAACGGUGAUAUUGUAUGUCAAUGUCUUCCAGGAUACACUGGUUUUAAUUGUGAAACGCGAUACGAUGAUCUAAUUACGCCGCCCUCAUCAUCACCAGUGAUUGAAGUAGUAGUAGCUGCUCCCUUAAUACAAAUUGUAGAAGUUGGACGUAAUAUUCGGUUAGGAUGCACUGCUCGUUAUACAGUUUCAAAGCGACCUAUUGAUGUACGCUGGGAAAAAAUAGGAGAACGCAUGUCAGAACGAGCUUAUAUCGAGAAAGGUACUCUCAUAAUUACCAACGUUCAAAUACUGGACAGCGGAACAUAUGUUUGUCAAGCCGGUAGUGGCUCUGACACGGUUUAUAGGCAGGUGUCCGUAACCGUAAGAGGUGGUUCACCACAGAAACCAAAGGUUAAUAUUUCUACAGAUGUGAUUGACUUAGAAGAGUAUAAGUCAGCCGAUGUCCACUGUGUAGCAACUGGUUCGCCAAUUCCUGUUGUUGCAUGGGAACGGAUGGAUAACCGUCCACUAUCCACAAAUGUUAUUAUUGAAUAUGAUUCAUUACGAUUCAACUCUCUCCGCAAAGCAGACGAAGGAACUUAUAGAUGCAUUGCGAAAAAUGAUAUUGGCGAGGCAGAUAAAAUUCUACAUGUGUACGUUCGUGAUAUCGGUACACAUCCGACACGUCAUCCUGAAAACAUACACGAAAUUGUCCAAAUUAAACCUGAUAACUAUCAUGGGAUAUCCGGCGAGAAGAUUUCAUUAAGCUGUUUGUGUCAACCAAGCGGAAAGAUUACAUGGACUAAAACGAGUGAAAGUAGUUUACCACGGAAUAGUUAUGUUCGGAACGAUUUACUAAUAAUUGAGCAUGCUACUAUCGAAAAUUCUGGCCGCUACAGUUGUACUGUUUUGUUCCCCAGUGGUCGUGAAAAGACUACCUACGUAGAUGUAAUCAUUAAACAUGAUCUUACAACACCUAAAAUUAAACCUCUUGACACCAAGUAUACUGUAACACAAGGCUCAGAUUUCACAUUAUUUUGCGAGGUGAGCGGAAAUCCGUUCCCUACUACGAAAUGGACUAUGAGUGGCAAACCGUUCGCUUCGAAUCUACAACAAACCGAAAAUAAGCUUCACAUUUUAAACGCACAACUCAAUAAUGGCGGAGUAUACAUUUGCAUAGCCGAGAACAGUGAAGGAAUAGACCGUGCAUAUACUAUCGUCGAUAUUGAGCGGCGAGAACCUCCCAUAUUAGAAAUAUAUCCGAAAGAAUCGCAAAUUAUAAAAGUAGGGGAAUCUACUCGUUUGUCGUGUCGUGCGACCUCUGGUGUGCCCUCCCCAACAUUAUCAUGGACCCGCAAAGAUAGGAGACCGUUAUCAUCCCAUAUAACCGAAGACUACCCAGGAGUUAUAACAUUACGAGAGGUCAAUCUCCAGGAUUCUGGUGAAUAUGAAUGCAAAGCCGAAAAUUCUGCUGGAUCGACUUCACUUGUAGCAUUAAUUGAUGUUCAAUUGGCCCCAGGAAUUAUUAUCUCUCCACCUAUUGAAGAAUACAAAAUAUAUGAAGGCGACGAGAUAAAUAUUCUAUGUACAGCAAAUGGGAAACCUGUGCCUAAAGUAGAAUUCAAACUACCGUCGCACCAAGAAAUGAAUGAACGACAUUUCUCAAAGUUGGAAGGAAUUGGUUCCGCAAAGCUACACAUCCUACAUGCCAAGCUUGAUAGUUCUGGAACAUAUGAAUGCGUAGCUUCUAAUUCGGCUGGCAUUGAUUCUCGAUUCGUUACUAUCCAUGUUGAAAAAAAACGGGGUGAUCUGGGGUCACAUGACGAAGAUCGUGAUACCUACCCUAGGUUACCGUAUUUCGAUCGACCACAAAAACAUACCUAUAAAGCAAUUUUAGGAGAACGAUCGGAACUAGUUUGCAAUGAAGCUUCUAGUGGAGCUCGAACAGAAUGGAGGCGGACUGAUGGACGCAGUUUGCCGUAUGGGUCAAUUCCUAGUGAUGGUCAACUUAUAAUUGAAAAUACAGGACUUGAUGCGGCUGGUACAUACGACUGUGUGGCACAUGAUAUUACUUCCUCUCCUACUACUAUCGUACAAAUCGUAUUAGAAGUUGUUGAACCGCCACGUAUAACAUUUAGUCCAACAAUGCCUAUUGUUGUGCGAUCAGGAGAAGCAGUUACAAUAAUCUGUAAUGCCACCGGUGAACAACCAAUUCACAUAUCAUGGCACGGAGAAGGUGAUAAAAAUCUUCCUGAUAGAAUAAGAGUCAGUGGUCAGUAUUUGCAGUUUACGCAAAUUACCACUGAUGAUGCGGGGAGAUAUUAUUGCUCUGCAGUCAAUCGUCAAGGAAACGUAUCCAAAGUUGCGGAAGUAAUAGUAAAUCGAAAUGAAAUAAUUCCUGAUAUUCCUGUUCAUGGACGCAUACAUGAAGUUUACAAAGGGUCUUCUAUAUCGCUUGAUUGUAAACUACCCGAUAAUCAUUAUUUUUCCGGUCUAAAGUAUCACUGGAGACGCAUUGAUCGCCCACUUCCAUAUAAUACACGUGUGAGUGAUAGAGUACUGCAAUUGAAUCAUAUUCAAAAUGAUGAUACGGGACGAUACGAAUGCCGCAUGACUUACCCGAAUGGUUCUAUGGCAUACGAUUUUGUUGAUGUAGCAAUUAAAGCGCCACAAUCAUUACCUGUACUGCGAUUGGAGCCGCCUAUUUCGUAUUUGAUGCCCGGUGAUUCUAUAGUUGUUGAUUGCACGUCAUCUUCUGGCUCUCAGGUUCCUGUUUUAUGGGAACGAAUAGGAGGUCAACCGUUACCUUUUAAUUUUCGGCAAGAUGGAAACCGACUAAUAAUACAAGAUGUGACGGAGAUUGAUACUGGAAAGUAUACUUGUGUUUGCAGUACUGAUGAUGGUCAACAAUAUGUAUCUGAUUUUGAGCUUAUCGUUAGUCAGAAACAGCAAUCUGAUAUCCACCAAACACCAAAAGUAGAAUAUGCCGAUCGUGGGUCAACAGUAAAACUACAGUGUAACAGCUAUAUCCAUCCGACCUUGUUCCAAUGGUCCCGUGAUCGUGGCUCCUUCAACGCUGAUCUAAAUAGAACCACCCCUAUUCUUACCCUUACUGACGUACAAGCAUCGGAUGCUGGCACUUAUAUCUGUAAAACUCAUCAUAAUGGACAAGUGGUUGACGCUUCCACAACUCUGGUAAUUAAUGGUGCCAUCCCAUUCUUCCCACAGUCUCCAAACAGCUACAUGGCAUUCAACAAAAUUGAUAACGCUUAUUCAAAAUUCAAUUUUGAGAUUUUUUUCAGACCUGAUAAACUAGAUGGUUUAAUAUUAUAUAAUGGUCAAAAACGUUCUAACGGCGACUACAUAUCAUUAUUUUUAAACCACGGGAUCCCGCAAUUUAGAUUAGAUUUUGGAGGACAAUUGAUUAGUCUUCAAGCAGAUAAACCGAUUUCUAUGGGUGAAUGGCAUACAAUCAAAGUCAAUCGUGUGAGAAAUAGUGGAUUUAUGCUCGUCGAUGAUCAAAAUCCUGCUAUUUUUCCCGACAAGCUUAAAUUUCAUGGUGUAAACUUAGACGAUGACUUGUAUAUUGGGGGUAUUCAAAAUUAUUCAACCAUCCCACCGACCGCCACACACACAAAAGAAGGAUUCGUAGGAUGCAUAAGUCGACUUAAAAUUAAUGGUCGUGAAAUUCAACUGUACCAGGAAGCAAUAUUCAGUUACGGGACAACUUCUUGUGAAUCAUGUGCUGAUGACCCAUGUCAAAAUGCAGGCAUAUGUUUGGAGACCCAAAACGACAGUGGUUACUCUUGCGUUUGUCAGCAAGGCUUUACCGGGAAGGACUGUCACCUUGAAGGCAAAAAGUGUAUACCAGGAUUUUGUGGAGAUGGUAAUUGUGAGGAAACAACAAAUGGAGCAGUAUGUUAUUGUCCAAUACCUAAAACUGGAGAGUUCUGUCAAUAUACUGAACAUUACGACGAUUAUUACGCAUUUAAAGACGGCAGCUACGCUGCAUACAAUAAAUUCCAAACAAAGCGCACCAUAAAAUUCCGGUUUAAGCCAGACAAGUUGGACGAUUGUAUUCUAUUAUAUGCUGCUGAGAGCGAGAACACCUUUGGCGAUUUUGUAGCAAUCGUAUUAUAUAACGGCCGGAUUGAAUUCCGAUACAGUGUAGCCGGAAAAAUACCACCGAUUAUUCUGCGAUCAACUGUAACAAUUCACAAUAACCAGUGGCAUGAUAUAUCAGCAGGACGUAGCAGAGGGGGCCUAGCUUACCUGCAGGUUGAUGAAGAAGCUUUGAUCAAUGAGCCUAAAAUUGGCAGACCAACCGCCAUAUUACUCAAAUCAAACGUUUAUGUUGGUGGAUACGAUAAAAGAAUUUUUGUAAACCCUGCUGUGGGCAUGAAAAAAGGUUUUGAAGGCUGCAUUUCAGAUCUCGAAAUAUCUGGUAAUACUAUCAGUAUGAUUGAUGACCUAAAACAUUCUGCCAAUAUAUACAACUGCGGUCAUCAACAACACUCAAAAGAAAUUCAGCAUCGUUUUGAUGAAGAUAAUGAGAUUGAUCCAUGUAAAGCGGGUUACGGUGGUUUCCAUUGCGAUAUCAUAACUAACAUUUGCCUAGCGCAUAAACCAUGCCAAAACGGAGGGCGUUGUUAUACAAAGUCAACUGGCCAACAUUAUACAUGUGAAUGUUACUCAGGAUUUCUUGGUCGCAAUUGUGAAUAUGUCUACGCAACCAAUAUAGGAUCACAAUUUCGUGGAAAUGGCUUUGUCGAAAUUAAUCCCAAAUCCCUUGUGGACGGCUCUAACCAAUAUGAAACUAAACUGGCUGUAAUGUUUAGCACUAAUAGUUAUAACGGAAUGAUACUAUGGUAUGGACAGCGCAACGAGGAUAGCUUUUCUGGCAAUGAUUAUAUUUCAUUAUCGGUUCAUGAGGGAUUUUUAGAAUUUGGCAUGCGAUUGGAUGGUGAAGAAGCUAUUCUUCGUAAUAAUGAUGUUUUUGUCGCCGAUGGUGAACAACAUGUAGCAGUAAUAACGCGUGAAGCUAAUCGCAACAGGCUGGAAGUUGAUCACUUUCCGUCACACGGUGAAACUAGACCAACUGGAAAGCAAGAAAUUAAUCUCCCAGGAAAUGUCUACAUUGGUGGUGCUCCUGAUCUAAACCGCUUCACUGGCGAACGCUUCAAUGAAAACUUCAAAGGUUGUGUUUACAUUAUAGAAAAUCUGAAUACAUCUACAGCUGUACCACUUCAAGACUUCGCCGUUCGCACUGUAAACGUUGAUAUUUGUGAUGAAAUUGUGGACUUAGGCGUCGAACCUCCAGUCGUAUAGUUUCAAUCAGUUGGAAACGUUAAUUGCUGCCUUCGGUAUGAAUCAACUCAAACAGAAAACACAAGAAGAAACACUAUUUUACAAAAAAAAAAAACUAUUUGAUUAGCAUUAUCAUUUGAUGUUUUAUUGUUAUUUCUUAAUAAUACUAAUCAAAACUUUUAUGUGCCAAAUAACAAUUUGUCUUAGUAAUAUUACACUUUAAGAACAAUUAUUCAUUACAGCUCGACUAUGUAUAAUAUGCAAACACUGCCAAAACAUGAAAGUGUCAGUUUAUUUUCAUAUUCAAUUAAAUGAACCAUACCA